UAAACGAAUAAAACGUAUAAAAAUAAUUUGUUUCCGCAAAUUAUUUAUAUCGUAUAACUGAGCGGAUGAAUAUCAUAUUAAAGUCCUAAGAUAUGUAACUCGAAAUAGAACGAGAGAACGGCGAAUAGCUAAAAAUAUCUACCUUAGGCUUCUAGUCGUCGAAGUCCAGUCGCUCCGGUUAAGAGCGAGAUUUUGAUAGUGUUACUCUGACAAGGAAUACCAAAAAUACACAUACUUAUACAUUCUAUUUUAAGUAAAUCAUUCUUGUGCAAAUUAUUUAUAUUAAUUAUAAAUAACUGAGCGCCUGAAAUAUUAUUACGAUGCAAGAAUCACUUUAUUGUAGCUUUAAUAAUUUAUAACAUAUGUUAUAUAUAUUAUUUAUAUUUAUAUAAAAGAAUUUAUCAAAGGUGUGUGACAUUUUAUUCACUUGAAAUAUGAUAUGUGGAGUGAAAAAUGUAUAAUUUCUCGCGUUCUUCUGUUUUACUGAUUAAAUGUCAUUCUUGUAGAAAGAAAGAGAAAGAGAUGUCGCAAUUAAGAGGAACAGAUCCUACAGCUAGCGGAGAUGCACCCGUCGUUGAAAAGAAUUGUGAUAUAAUUUCGACUGUCGAAUUGAAAUGCCUCGAAGAUAAAGUUACAGCUGCGGAAGAAGUUUCAGCCAAGUCUUCAAACAUACAGACGAUAAAUGAAGAGGCAGUUAAUCCGAAUAUUGCAGUGAUCGCGCAUGCAGCUACAAAAGAUGCUGAAGAAUCCAAAGUUGAAAGUUCAACCGUGAUCGCUCUUCAAAGAAGUGAAGAAACUCCGCAGUCAGAAUUUGUUAAAGAAGAAAAGGCUGAUAACUCGAAGCGUGAUGCGAGAAAUGAUGACGCGAUGACGCGUAUAUCCGGUCUGCAGGCGAAAGUGCGGGAAAGGACGAAGGAGCGUGACGAUUAUCGAAGGAAACUGGAAGAGACGGAAACGAAACUGACCGCGUUGCAAGCGUCCUACGAUAAGGCGAGAAGAAAUCAGGAUAGCGAGACUGAAGACACUCUUCAAUCGGUGGAGCAGUUGCGCGGCCAGCUGGUGCAGACCGCGUUGAUGUACGAGGAACGGAAUCGCGUGGCGAUGAACCAGGAGAAUCAGAUUAACGCUUUGAACAAUCAGGUGGCUUCGUUGAAGGAGGUGGUGUCGAUCACGCGGGAUCUCCUGCAGAUCCGUAACAUGGAAGUGAAGCAGUUGCAGACUGAAGUCGACAAUAUGGAAAAGAAGAUCACCGAAGAACGCGAUCGGCACAACGUGAUGAUAAGCAAAAUGGAUGCAGCGAUGCGACUCAACGCGGACCUUAAGAAGGAAUACGAAACGCAGCUGUCCUUAUUUCAAAGUCUUCGUGAGAAAUACGGAGAGAAAAUUACUCUGUUGUCCGCGGAGAAGCGAGCCCUCGAAAAAACAGCCGCUUUCACACCUGAAUAAAGAUAUUUUUUCGCACAUCCUGAACAAACAUUAAUAGAUUUCGUAAACAAAUUCUUUUUUCAUCAUAAUAUAUAUAUAUAUAUAUAUAUAUAUAUAUGUGUGUG
Nylanderia fulva is the source of this 1550-nucleotide messenger RNA. RefSeq lists its product as uncharacterized. Lineage: Eukaryota; Metazoa; Arthropoda; Insecta; Hymenoptera; Formicidae. The record is from RefSeq and is a predicted model, not a curated record.